Molecule: messenger RNA, 864 nt
Organism: Penicillium chermesinum
Lineage: Eukaryota; Fungi; Ascomycota; Eurotiomycetes; Eurotiales; Aspergillaceae
Product: protein-transporting protein BCP1
Exons: 3
Coding region: 1-864 (287 amino acids)
Cellular component (GO): nucleus
Source: RefSeq, a predicted model, not a curated record
AUGGGCAAGCGUAAGCAAGAUCUUAGUGACGUGCCUAUGAGCGGCACUGCUGACGACGAUGACUCUGGCGACGACACGGAAUUGAUCAAUGUCGACUUCGAAUGGUUUGACCCGCAGCCUGCAGUCGACUUUCACGGCCUCAAGAACCUUUGCCGCCAACUAUUCGACAACGAUGCACAAGACUUUGACAUGUCUGCUCUGUCAGACCUGAUUUUGUCGCAGCCAACACUGGGUUCAACUGUCAAGGUCGACGGCAACGAGACGGAUCCGUAUGCCUUUUUGUCUGUUCUCAAUCUCCAAGAGCACAAGGAUAAACCCGUCGUUCGUGACCUGACAAAUUACCUCAAGAAUAAAUCUGCAUCCAACCCUUCUCUGUCUGCCCUCUCCGAUCUUCUUUCGCAAGACCCAAUCCCUCCAAUUGGCCUAAUUCUUACCGAGCGAUUGAUCAAUAUGCCUGCUGAAAUUGUUCCGCCUAUGUAUAAUAUGCUGCAAGAGGAGAUUGCCUGGGCGCUUGAGGAUAAGGAACCCUAUAGCUUCACACACUACCUCAUCGUGUCGAAGAACUACAAAGAGCUAGAGUCCAAGCUCGAUGCUGAGGAGUCGCGACCACAAAAGAAAUCGAAGAAGGGCGGUGAUCCGGCUCAGCGCUUCUUGUUUCAUCCAGAGGACGAAAUUUUAGAGCGCAAUGCGGUAUGCUCCGGGGCCUUCGAAUACACUCAUCAGCACGAUGAGGGCCACUCGGACUCCAAGCGAGCUUUCCAAGAGCUCGGUAUUGUCACCAACGGUAGCUUGAUCCUGAUAGAGGCUGCCAAGUUUGAGUCAACGGUUAAGGCUAUGAUGGAAUACUUCAAGCCACCAGCUUGA